Messenger RNA from Diplodia corticola, 2751 nucleotides. Its product is annotated as gtpase activating protein. Bases 1 to 2751 code for a protein of 916 amino acids. NCBI's taxonomy places the organism in Eukaryota, Fungi, Ascomycota, Dothideomycetes, Botryosphaeriales, Botryosphaeriaceae. The record is from RefSeq and is a predicted model, not a curated record. The transcript is spliced from 4 exons.
AUGGAGGAGAACAGAUCGCGGCCCCAGACCGGGAGCUCUGACCACGAAGAUGUAGGUGCUCGCAUGGAAAAUGCAAGGGAGGAGGGGCUCGACACUGACUCCAACUCCUUUGCCCAGGACAACUUCGAGGACGCUGCAAGCAUGGCGCGCUCCCACUCCGGCGAACGCUCGCUGACCGGUCGGCGCUCGUCGACCGACUCGAAAACCACCCUCGACAAGCGGGACUCGGACGUCUACGAUGUGCCCCCUGUGCCUGCUCUGCCCGCCGAGCACAUGGAGUCGAACGGCCAAGACUCUGCACGCGACGACAACAAAGUCGACGACGAAACCGGCCAUAAAGAAGAAGAGGAAGAAGACAAUGCCAGCACCACAAAGUCCCCGCCCGCCAAAGCUACCAGCUUGCUUUCGAGCGAGUCGAUGGACGAGGUGAACCUCGACGAAGAGGGCAAGAAGUCCGCAAACCAUUCCCGCAAUUCGACCCUCGCAGAGGUGCCCUCCAAGCCCGUCGAUCAUCGCGAUUCCAACGGCUCGAUGCAUGGCCUGUCGGGGCAUGUGCCCACCGUGCAGUUCCCUCCACCGCCACCUCCGCCCGAGAAAGUUGAGCUCGCUCCUCCGCCCCCGCCUCCGAAGCGCUCUCUCACAAGUCCGUUCGCAUGGCUUUCGAGAGGAAGCAGCGAGAAGAAGUCGCCUCCAUCGUCCAAGGAGACGAGCCGAAGAGGAACCAACGCAUCCGUCGCAACAGUCGGCAGUAAUCACGAUAUCAUGGAGAAUGGACACGAAGGCAGCAAUGGAAGUGGCAGCGCGAGGUCUAGCCGCCACAGUCUCAAGGACCGCUUCAAGUACGCUCGCAUGCGCGAAGAGGCCGGCAUUGCCAUUGACGAGGAGGGCGAAGUUGAUCUUGUUCCGCCCAAGAAUAGCCUGACGGCUGGCCGCUCCUUGAGCGUCAGUGUUCCGGGCGAGAAAGAGGAGGAGGCUCCACCCAUGACCCGCGUCGCUUCCAGCCCUGGGGCGCCAACACAUCAACCGACCAUCAACCCCAAUCUUGCGCCCGGCACCGCCGCUGGUACAGCCAUCGGUCCCGAUGAUGACAGUGCACCCCCCGUCGACUGGGACCUUUGGCAGUCCGUCGUCUACGAGGGUCCCGCCGCGGUAGCCAGGACAAGUGCCGAGGAGCUGAAUCAAGCCAUAGCUAGUGGCAUACCUCAGCCAAUCCGAGGCGUCGUCUGGCAGGUACUUGCGCAAAGCAAGAAUGAGGACUUGGAGGUUGUCUACAAGGACUUGGUUGCUCGGGGUACGGACAAGGAGAAGGUGCUUUCGAAUGUCCCGCAGCUCCCCCGCAAUGACAGUAGCGAAGAUAUUCACAAGAAGAAGGAAUCCGUCACGUCAUCCGCAUCGUCGCAACAUUCAGACUACUCGACGCCUGCCACGACAACGACCGGUGGGACCGCAAACGGAGUGAACGGCAUGAGUUCGCCGACUCAAAACGGCACGCACGACCCUCAUAUGUCCGCAAAAAUGCUGGAGGAGAGAAAAAAGAAGCAAAAGGAGGAUGCCUCGGCGUUGGUGAAGCUCGAGAAGCAGAUCAAGCGUGACCUUGGUGCCAGGACCAGUUAUUCAAAGUAUCUGAUGGCAGCUGGCCUGCAGGACGGACUUUUCAACCUUUGCAAGGCUUAUGCGCUGUUUGAUGCCGAAGUGGGAUACCCACAGGGCGUCAAUUUCAUUGCGAUGCCCCUGCUUUUCAACAUGCCCGAAGAAGAGGCGUUCUGUCUGCUGGUCCGCUUGAUGAACAAGUACGGCCUGCGCGACCUGUUCGUUCACGACAUGCCCGGCCUCCACCUGCACCUAUACCAAUUCGAACGUUUGCUCGAGGAGUUCGAGCCCGCUCUCUACUGCCAUCUGCACCGCCGCGGUGUUUCUCCUCAGCUCUAUGCGACACAAUGGUUCUUGACCCUAUUCGCCUACCGAUUCCCUCUCCAACUUGUCCUACGCAUCUACGACCUUAUCCUGAGCGAGGGCCUAGAGAGCGCCAUCUUGAAGUUCGGUAUCGUUCUGAUGCAGAGGAACUCUCAGACUCUUCUUGAAAUGAAAGACAUGUCGCACCUCACAACCUUCCUCAAGGAGCGUCUGUUUGACGUCUACAUUGACAAGGCUCCGACUCAGUCUUCUCUUCUGGAAUCUGGCUUCUUUGGUAGCGCUGGCGGCGUGGACAAGGAAGUCUACCGGGCUGACAAGCUGGUUCAAGAUGCGUGUUCCGUCAAGAUUACUCCAGAGAUGCUCCAAGCCUACGCUGCUGAGUGGAGAGAGAAGCAACGGAUUGAGAAGGAACGCGAGGCCGAGAUUGAAGGCCUUAAGGCAACGGUUCACUCGUUGACUUCCAAGGUCCGCAAUCUUGAGGAGCGAACGGAGAAGUCUGAUACCGAGCAUGUCGCUUUAGCUUCGGAGCUCGUUCGCACGAAGGUGGAAAACGAAAGGCUGACGGAUGAGAACGAGAGUAUGAAGGGGCAAGUUGAGGAAUUGAGGAAGUUGGUGGAUCUUCAAGGCCAAGAGGUUGAGGAUCGUAUGAAUGAGCAGCUCCAUGUCGCUAUGCGUCGCAACAGCGAGGUUCAGACCGCCAACAGGGCUCUCGAGGAGCAAUUGGCGGAGGCCGAGAAGGAGCUCGUAGAGACGAAGCUUCAGUGGGCUCAGAUUAACGCUGAUCACGAGACACUUCGGCAAAAGUGGAGUAAUGUGCAAAACAUGCUCAACUCGUAA